Fragaria vesca subsp. vesca is the source of this 2700-nucleotide messenger RNA. RefSeq lists its product as uncharacterized. The transcript has a single exon. NCBI's taxonomy places the organism in Eukaryota, Viridiplantae, Streptophyta, Magnoliopsida, Rosales, Rosaceae. Bases 7 to 2088 code for a protein of 693 amino acids. The record is from RefSeq and is a predicted model, not a curated record.
CACAACAUGAAACCCAAUUCAAUUCUUCAUCUUUUGCUCCAUUUGCUGCUGCUUAGCUUCAUCACAGCUGAAGACCAUGGCCCUUCCAGCAUCGUCUUCACCACCAACGGCAGAUUAGAUUACUACUUCGACAUCUUCACCCUCCCUGUUGCUCACCCAACUCACCCAAUCGCCGAAACCCGAAUCACAGACGGCCAGUCCGUCAACUUCAACGGCCACUUCCCCUCCUCCACUUUCUUUCCCAACCAAACCCGACUCCGAUCCCCAAACCGACCCGACCCGUCUCUCCAAAUCAUCUACGUCACCGAGCGCAACGGCUUCUCCAACAUCUUCUACGACGCCGUUUACUUCGACGAUUCUCCCUCCAGAAAAAGGUCCGCGCUUGAAGUCGUGGACCGGGUUCAGCUCCCUCUGCUGGGAUCGGACCGGGUUUCCAUGAAAGACAAGCCCAGCUUGACCGGGGAGUAUUUAGUAUACGUGUCAACUCACGAAGACUCCGGCGUUCCCAGGACGAGCUCAGCUGCGGUGUACGCGACUGAGCUGAGCUCGGGUUUGACCCGGAGGCUGACUCCUCACGGCGUCGCGGACUUCAGCCCGGCGGUGUCGCCUUCCGGAGUUUGGACGGCGGCGGCGUCGUAUGGGGAGAAAGGCUGGGACGGCGAGGUCGAGGAGCUCAGUACAGACAUCUACGUGUUCUUGACUCGCGACGGGACUCGCCGAGUCAAGGUGGUCGAGCACGGCGGCUGGCCGAGCUGGGUUGACGAGUCAACGAUUUACUUUCACAGAAGAGGAGAAGACCAGUGGUGGAGUAUUUACCGGGCGAUUUUACCGAAACAGGGGGCGGUUUCUACGGAAUCAGUUGUGGUGGAGCGAAUCACGCCGCCGGGUCUCCACGCGUUCACGCCCGCCACGUCACCCGGGAACCACGCCUUCAUCGCCGUGGCCACCAGAAGGCCCUCCACGAGCUUCCGCCACGUGGAGCUUUUCGACUUGGUGAAGGGCGAGUUCAAGGAGCUGACGCGGCUCGUCUCGCCGAGCACACACCACUUCAACCCGUUCAUCUCCCCCGAUUCGGGUCGGGUCGGGUACCACAAGUGCAGAGGCAACUUAAACGGAAAGAAAAGCCCGAAGCUUUUUCUACAAAACAUCCACACCGCGAUUCCGAACCUCUCCGUCCUCAGAGUCGACGGUACUUUUCCUUCGUUCUCACCCUCGGGUGAUCGUAUCGCCUUCGCGAACUUACCGGGUGUCUACGUCGUGAACCGCGACGGUUCGAACCGGCGGGAGGUCUACCCUGGAAAUGCGUUCUCGACGUCGUGGGACCCGGUUCGCAAGGGCGUAGUAUACACCGGCGCCGGGCCGGAAUUCGCACCGGAAAGCACUGAGGUUGAUAUCAUCGCCAUCGACGUUGAUCAAAUCGCCGUCAAGAAGUUGACCACAAACGGAAAGAACAACGCUUUCCCUUCACCCUCGCCGGACGGGAAACGGAUCGUCUUCCGGUCGGGUCGGUCGGGUCAUAAGAAUCUCUACAUAAUGGACGCCGAGGAAGGUGAGAGAAUCGGGCUGCAGAGGCUGACGGAGGGCCCAUGGACGGACACGAUGUGUAACUGGUCGCCGGACGGCGACUGGAUAGCGUUCGCUUCCGACCGGGAAAACCCCGGAAGCGGGAGCUUCGAGUUGUACGUGAUCCACCCGAACGGAACCGGGUUGAGAAAAGUGAUCCAAAGCGGGUCGGGCGGUCGGACUAACCACCCGUGGUUCAGCCCGGAUGGGAAGAGCUUGGUUUUCACUUCGGAUUAUGGGGCAAUAUCGGCUGAGCCUAUCUCAAACCCGCAUCAUUAUCAGCCGUACGGUGAGAUUUUUACGGUGAAAGUUGACGGCUCUGAUCUUAGGAGGUUGACGCAGAAUUCGUUCGAGGAUGGAACACCGGUGUGGGUUCCGAGCUUCAUUAGGCCGUCGGAUGUAGAGUGGCCGAUUGAGAGGCCGAGCUGCGGCUUCGAUGAUUUGCAUUGCCUCAGUAAUUUUCCGAGCUAUGGUGGUGUUGGGGCUGUGCCUUGGCUCUCAAGCAAGCCUCAGUGUGCUGCCUAGAACUAUACUGGUAUUGCUUCGUUAGUGUAUUUGAUUUACUAUACAAUGUACAUAUCUGGCAUGAAUAUUCUACUGCACUAAGUAUCACUAUGCUUAAUCCAUGCUACCAUGUAUAGUAGAGUAAUCUAUAUACGUAUGUUUGGUAUAUACAUAUACAUUUCGAUCUACAAAGCAUUCAGGUUGGUAUACAUGAAAUGUCUAUGCGAAAAGUAUAGGUAUCAAUUUGAGGGAAGGAGUGUUUGCUAGGAAGUAGUCUCAAGCCUUAACCAGACUUAAAACUAGCAUGUGUGGUCACUGUGGUGCAUUUCAGUUUUUGGAUCUAAAGGGAGCAGGUUUCAGUUUACUACCAGCUACUUGACCAGGUUUGAUAGCCCUCUGUACAUGAGGUUUCUCCGAAACCAUCUCCACUCUCAGGCAUUACUUUUCAUCAUAGACAUAGCCUAUGAAGCCUGCAGUGAAGUAAUGCUAGUCAUGACAUUUAGGACUUGCUCAGGAUCAAGGAAUCCGCUAUUACCCUUUGCUUCUGUAGAGAUGUAAGUUCCAUUUUCAGUUGUGAAAACUUGGCAGAGCCCAAAAUCGCCUAUCUUGGCUUUCAUGUCGUCAUUUGGUAGG